Molecule: messenger RNA, 2682 nt
Organism: Synchytrium microbalum
Lineage: Eukaryota; Fungi; Chytridiomycota; Chytridiomycetes; Synchytriales; Synchytriaceae
Exons: 8
Coding region: 1-2682 (893 amino acids)
Cellular component (GO): nucleus
Molecular function (GO): RNA binding; poly(A) RNA polymerase activity
Source: RefSeq, a predicted model, not a curated record
AUGAGCCAGAAAUAUCUCGGUGUCACGCCCCCCAUCUCGCUCUCCACGCCAGACAAUAGAGACAAGGAACUCACAAAGUCGCUAAUCAAGACAUUGGCUGAUUUAAACCAAAUUGAAAGUCAAGAUGAAUCCAUCAAAAGAGAAAUGGUAUUGGGAGAGAUUUCUAUAUUGGUCAAGGCAUUUGUCCGCAGAGUAUCUUUAGAAAAGGGUCUGCCAGAGUCAAUGGACGCGGGUGGCAAAAUCUUCACCUUCGGUUCCUACCGAUUGGGUGCUCAUGCCAGUGGUUCCGAUAUUGAUACACUAUGUGUGGCUCCGAAACACGUCAACAGAGAUGACUUUUUCAGAGUGAUGUUUGAAAUGUUACAACAACGCCCAGAAGUCACAGAGUUGACGGCUGUGCAUGAAGCAUAUGUGCCUGUAAUUCAAUUCGCCUUUUCUGGCAUUCCUAUCGAUUUGCUAUUUGCUCAAUUGAACGUACCCGUUGUCAGGGACGAUCUAGACUUGUCUAAUGACGACUUGCUGAAAGGAUUGGAUGACCGCUGUAUUAGAAGUCUGAACGGAUCACGAGUUACGGAUGAAAUUCUUCGACUAGUACCCGAUAUCACUCAAUUUCGACUCGCUCUUCGAGCUGUUAAGCUCUGGGCAAAGAAACGGCUCAUAUAUUCAAACGUGCUGGGAUUUCUUGGUGGUGUAGCAUGGGCCAUGUUGGUGGCUCGUGUUUGCCAGCUAUAUCCAAACGCCGCUGCAGGAAAAGUUUUGACUAGUUUCUUUAGGAUUAUGCAAAAGUGGCCAUGGCCUCAACCUGUAAUGCUCAAGCAAAUUGAAGAUGGUCCUCUUCAAGUUCGCGUCUGGAAUCCAAGGAUUUAUCCCUCAGACAGAGCUCACAAAAUGCCUAUUAUAACACCGGCAUAUCCGUCUAUGUGCUCGACCCAUAACGUCACGGACUCCACGUUGAAAAUCAUGACAAAAGAGUUUGAACGAGCAGCUGAUAUUGCUGAUCGUCUUGUCAUUGCUAAAGCUGAAUGGUCAGAGUUAUUUGAACCAAUGGACUUUUUCAAUGAGUACAAGUAUUACAUACAAGUAGUAGCAGCUGCCACCUCCGAAGACCAAUAUCUGCUAUGGGUUGGAAUGGUAGAAUCUAGACUUCGUCAACUACUUAUGAAGAUGGAAACUCUUGAUACGAUUGGAACGGUGCAUCCUUGGGUCGACAAGGUGGAAAGCAUCGUCACCUUCAAUACCGAACAAGAAGCAAUAGAUGGCGAUUACUAUAAAGUCAUCCCGGAAGCUCCCAAUCAAACCCUUCCAAAGCCUUUUUAUAAAGCAAUAUUCUAUUUCGGAUUUGUGGUCUCGCAGAAAGGUGGUCGCUUGGAUAUGUCAUUUCCUAUUGAAGCAUUCAAAGACGCGACUAAAGGAUGGGAGAAGUUUAAUGAGUCGACUAUGGGUGUUAUCAUUCACGUCAUCAAGAGUUCCAAGUUGCCCAAAGAACUUUUCAAAGGAGGGAGGAAAAAUAAGAAAGAUUCAAAGAAAAAUACAGAUCGGGUACCCCUUCAUGCUGUUGAAUCGCCAAUGGUUAUCUCACACGAAUUAUCAAUCAAGGAUUCUCUGGAAGGGAACCCAGCUUCGAAACAAUUGUCAGCAACUGAUGUAGUCAAGGAAGAGGUUGGUGCCAAGAGGAAGGCUUCGGAGGACUCUCCCCUUCCUCAGCCAGCUCCGCAAAGGCCCAAGUUGGAAUCAGCGGCUCCUUUGCCUCAGCUUCCAGUGCCAACUAGCUCUGCUAGCAGACCUAGUCCCGUUGUAACUACUGCUCCAGUAGCUGCAGCUCUCAAUGGAGAUUCGGGAGGAAAGAAACGUAAAGUGUCUGAUGAUAUGGAAAGUUUGCCCUCGUCAACUGGUAUGCAUCAAGACGUAAUGAAGAAGGCCAAGAUUGCGCAUGUGGAAGAGGUCAAAGCGAUCUCACGACCUGUGUCACGGCCAGUAUCUCGACCAAUGUCGCCAAAAAUUGCUCCAGUCUCGAUAUUGCCGCAAUCGGUCUUAUCUAAUGUAGUCGCUCCUGAAAGUAUCAAUGGGAAUGCAGCCAAUGCAUUACUUUUAUUGAACACAUCCAAACCAGCAGUACCAAUAAUGACUCAACCUGCUGCAUUCGCAAUGGCACCUACAAACAAUAUGGUUUCUUCUAUGAUGUUGCCAACAAUGAUGGUACCGGCACCAGUAUCUGAUCCUUAUUACCAUUAUGAUGUAGCCAUGACACUAGCUUCAGUGCCUCCAUCUUUAGCGGUGGUUCCUCAACGAAGCUCGCCACAUCCCGUCAUCCCUCAAUAUGUGCCACCACCAGUGAUGGUUCCAACGCAACGAAAUUAUUCACAGGCGCUACCAAUGUCUUAUACUACUUCUAUUGUUGUUGCUCCGACGAUACCACCACUACCAAGUAGUGCUCAAAUCAAUUCUCGCUUGUAUGGAGCUACCACACCACCACCUGCUAGUAGAGGAGAGUCAUCGAGUGUUGUCGUUAAUCAAAAGGCCUCAACUCCUCCGCCUGCACGAAGUGUGUCGAAUUCCCGUGCUGCAACUCCUCCACCUCCUCCUAGAGUUACAAGGAAUACGAGCUACUCUGAAGUUAUUGAUCUGACAUCAGAUGAUCAACAUCCAGUAGCUUCUUCAAGGUGUGCAUUUGCUGUAUUAUAA